AUGCAUCCCUCGGAAAUGGGGGGGGAACACAGGCUUUUGCCAUACCCAGCUCGCACCUCCGCUGAUUCCGAGGAUCCCCACAUAGAGCUCAAGCGGCCACGAGCGUGCGAGCCUUGUCGUCAGCUUAAGGUUCGAUGCGAUUUCGAUCCAGGGAAUCCUGAUGGUUCCUGUAAGCGAUGCGCCAAGGCGCGUCGCACCUGCAUCGUCACGGCGCCGACGCGGAAGCGCCAGAAAAAGACAGACAGCCGUGUCACAGAGUUAGAACGCAAGAUUGAUGCAUUGACAGCCACUCUGCAGGCAUCCCACCGCGGUAACUUGGGGGUGGAUCAGCCCCCGCAGCAAGCAUCGAAUCCGCCCCAUCUCCCCGGCCGCCGGUGGAUGCGAGACGAUGCCCAUGGACCAAGCACUAAACGAACUCAUGAUGAAUAUUUGGCAUCACAGUAUCCUCGCCAGGAUAGUCCAUCCGCAGAGCAACUUUCGAAUCCGCAAAGUGCUUCUGCAGUCUGGCGAGGUUCUUUCACUGGUGAUGCGGCGCCACCAAAACCUACGAAUGAAUUUGUCGACGUGAUUGACAGAGGCUUGAUAGAUGCGGAGACAGCCAUGGCGACAUUCGAGCGCUAUGUCAACAAAAUGGCACCUGAGAUGCCCAUGGUGGUGUUCAAUCCUGGUACCACAAUGUGUGAUGUGCGUCGCGAAAAGCCGGCAUUAUUUCUUGCGAUCAUGGCCAUUGCAAUUGGGCCAUUCAACAAGAGUGUUCAACUCGCACUGCUCAAUGAGCUUUAUACCUUGAUUGGUCAGCGUGUGGUUGUCAAAGGUGAAAAGUCUCUCGAGCUCGUUCAGGUUCUGCUAGUUUGCUCGUUCUGGUACAUGCCGCCAGAUAAUCUUGAAGAGCUGAAAUUUUAUCAAUUAAUCCAUUUGGCUGUGAUUGUGGCCAUGGAUAUUGGUCUGAAUCGGCGUUCUCGGGGUGAUGAUAAACCCUUUGCGCGCCUUCGUGAAAUUCUGAUCCGAAAGCCGCCCGGGAUGAAAACUGACCUCAAUGGACCUGAGGCCAAACGUACUUGGGUGGGGUGCUAUUUCAUGGCUAUUCAAUCGGCUACUGCACUCCGGAGAAUGUACCUUGUCAGAUGGCAACCGUACAUGAAUGAAUGCAUGCAGACAUUGGAGACCCACCCAGAUGCCUUGCCUUCUGAUAAAUCUGUGGUAUGGUGGGCAAAACUGGCAUACAUCAUGGAGGAAGCUGGAGUGCAGCUCCUAAGCGAUGACCCCGAGUCGGUAAUCUCCUUUGCUGACAGCAAGGUGCGCUACUCCAUUAAAGCAUUUUCAAAUCAGCUUGCCCAGUGGAGGAAAGACAUUCCCGACGAGUUCUACACAGCGCCUUUGGCCCACACUCAUCAUACUAUCAACCUUUUUAUACAUGAAAGUGCUAUGGGUAUAGAUUGUCGCGAAAGUUGCCUCUCCAACUCACCUUCCAACGCGGAGUUAUUAAAUUCCACCAUGGCACCCCUCAUCGACGCGUUGAAUACUUGCACUUACUCCAUUCACCAAGUUCUUGAUAUCAUUACCAUGAUUGAUGUUGAACGCCUUAAUUGUCUGCCAACUGUGGCCUUGGCCCGGACUACUUAUCCCAUCGUCAGCCUGAUUAAGAUAUACUCACUUUUAACAACAUCUGGUACUCGCAUUAGCCAGGUCAUUGACGUCCAGGAUCUCAAAACUGAGAUCUAUUUGGAUAAAGUCAUUACCCACUACCGGAAAGCAGCAGCCUUGGACGGCGGCCGUGUAGCCUCCAAAUUCGGAAACAUUCUCGCGAUGCUUCGCAACUGGUUCAUUAGGAAGAAAGAAAACGGCCCUGAACUUCGAGAAAUAUUUGGUACCGAAGUACGGGCAGACCAAGUCAAGUCAGGCACAACCCCACUCCAUCUGCUUAGUGAAGUUGCUAUGGGAAAUCCGGACGGCCGAUCCUCAUCAACGGCUCACCUCUCACACAGAUCUCAUUCUGUUGGGGGUCAAGAGAUAACAUAUUCUCCAUCGCAUCUCAAUCGCGAGGUCGGAAGUACUACUCCCAAUCCCGGGCCAUCCACCUUCGGUGCUUCGGAAACACCCAACCCACUCAGCCGUAUGGCAUCUUCAAAACCGGAAGCGGCAGCAGCAAGCGCAGGAUGGUCCUCGACACCUUCAUUCUCGCCGUCAAUGGCAGGGAACUCUGGCCCUGGAUUCUACUCGUCCUUCACAACCCCCGGUCCGUCGCCUGGAUACUCUGGCAUGUCGUCUUCUACCGGUGCUACUGAAUCCGGCCCCGGGAGGUAUCCCGAUAUGUCUAGCAUGGGAUUGACGAUGUCCCAGCCAAUGGGCAUUAUGCCCGAACUGGAAAUGCAGCCUACAUUCGACCCAAACAAUUUGUUCGAGUUGGGAACGAUGCUAGAUGAAGGGCUAUUUACCUUUCCGAUGGGGUUCGAUAUGAGUUUCCAGAUGUAG
Molecule: messenger RNA, 2472 nt
Organism: Penicillium macrosclerotiorum
Lineage: Eukaryota; Fungi; Ascomycota; Eurotiomycetes; Eurotiales; Aspergillaceae
Product: putative C6 transcription factor (War1)
Exons: 3
Coding region: 1-2472 (823 amino acids)
Biological process (GO): DNA-templated transcription; regulation of DNA-templated transcription
Cellular component (GO): nucleus
Molecular function (GO): zinc ion binding; transcription cis-regulatory region binding; DNA-binding transcription factor activity, RNA polymerase II-specific
Source: RefSeq, a predicted model, not a curated record